This is a messenger RNA of Dromiciops gliroides (monito del monte), 795 nucleotides long. Its product is annotated as zinc finger protein 2 homolog. The record is from RefSeq and is a predicted model, not a curated record. Lineage: Eukaryota; Metazoa; Chordata; Mammalia; Microbiotheria; Microbiotheriidae. The transcript is spliced from 2 exons. Gene Ontology annotation, biological process: negative regulation of transcription by RNA polymerase II. Gene Ontology annotation, molecular function: DNA-binding transcription repressor activity, RNA polymerase II-specific. Bases 1 to 795 code for a protein of 264 amino acids.
AUGCUAUGUCUUAACCAUACUGGAGAGAAACCCUAUAGGUGCAAUGAGUGUUGUAAAGCUUUCAGUCAGAGUUCACACCUUAUUCUUCAUCAGAGGACUCACACUGGAGAGAAGCCUUAUGAAUGUAAUGAAUGUGGGAAAUGUUUUAGCUGUAGCUCACAUCUUUCCCAACAUCAGAGAAUUCAUACUGGAGAAAAACCCUAUAGAUGUAAUGAAUGUGGUAAAGCCUUUUGUCUGAACUCACAACUUAUUCAACAUCAGAGAACUCAUGCUAUAGGAGAGAAACCUUAUAAAUGUAGUGAUUGUGGGAAAAGUUUCAGUCAGAGCUCACAUCUUACUCACCACCAAAGAGUCCAUACAGGGGAGAAACUCUAUGGAUGUGUUGAAUGUGGGAAAGCCUUUAGUCGAAGUUCAAACCUUAUUCGACAUCAGACAUCACAUACUGGUGAGAAACCCUAUAAGUGUCAGGACUGUGGCAAAGCCUUUAUUCAGAGCUCACAACUUAAUAAACAUCAAAGAAUUCACAUUAGAGACUUUCCUUAUGAGUGUAACGAAUGUGGAAAAGCCUUUAGCAGAAGCUUCUACCUUAAUGAACAUCAGAGAACUCAUAUUGGGGAGAAAUCUUAUCAGUAUAGUGAAUAUGAGACUCCCUUAGUGAGUUCAAACCUUAUAAAACAUUUUACAUCUCACACUGGACAGAAAUUACAUGAAUGUAAUGAGUGUGGGAAAGCCUUCAGGUGGAGCUCACACCUUAUUGUACAUCAGAGAAUUCGUACUGGAGAAAAACCCUUAUAA